AUGGGCAUGCAAGUCUUUUAUUCAUCCCUUUUAAAGAUGUCGACCUCCAGCGUUGACCGUUGGCCUGUAGACUCGCAGAACCAGUUCUCCCUCUCCAAGCGCAGCACAUUCGGAAAACCCAUCGCCUUCUCCGAAGACGUCAUCCCCGUCGCCAACCCCCGCCGCCUAUCGCGGGCACCACGACUAGAGGAGGACUACCGCAGGGCACAGGGUGAGGGCCCACUAUCGAUCCCAAAGGCCGGAACCAACCCCCCACAGCCCGUACCAGAGCCCAUAUUCCCGCCAGACCAGUUUGCAGUCAACGAGAGCAUGACCGCAUCCUAUCGGCGGCGGUCAUGGACACUGAAGCCGCGGAAUGGAGCGGGGCCCGCAAAGCCAGCGUUGGUGACCAUCGCAGAGUUCGAGGAGGGGAAUGAGCUCAAGUCAGGGUUUGUGUCGUGUGCGGCCUCGAUAGCCUACACCUCGCCAUCCGUAUCACGCUCAACGACCUACACCUCCCCCAUAACCGCCACCUCCCAAGCCGCAGAGAACGGGUCGGGGGAACAUGCGCACGACACAAAGGCCCCCCUCCGCUCCCCCCCACCCCCAAGAACCGACCCCGGCGCCCCCCCAAUCCCCAAGCUCCCCGACGCAACCUUCAACCCCCUCCCCUCCCCAACCCAAUACCUCCCCCAAUCCGCCCGCCGCCAACGCAUCUACCGCGUCAACAGCCGCAGCACCACCCCCAAACGCACACCCAGCAAAAAGUCCCACCCACACCCCCCAAAAGAAAAAAUAAUCACCCUCGCCUCCGCCGCCGCCGCGCGGCCAAAGCUCAUCGAGAUCAUCCCCGCCCAGCGCAGCCGCAGCCGCAGCCGCGGCAUACGCAACUCUGCGCCCCCGAAGCUGGCGGCGCUGGGGGAGGGGGCGGGGCCGUAUGAGCUGCCGGGUGUGUCGUCGCCGAGAGCGGUGGAGCUGCCGGCGGUGGUGGUCGUGGUUGGAGGGGGGUCACCGACGACGCCGACGCUGACCUUCACUGCGCCUACACCGACGCCUUCGCCGGCGCCGGAGGGGAUUCCGCAGCCGACGAGGAGGGCGCCGGCGCCGCCGGUGGUGGAGGAGGAGAAGACGGAGAGGACGGAGAGGACGGAGAAAGAGAAGACGGAGAAGACGGUGUAUAAGCCGUACCGCGCGCCCACGCCGGAGGUGGCGGUGGUAGUGAACGAGAAGCCGCUUCCGGUUAUUCCGCCGCUGAAGACGGGACGGCCGGUGGGGAAGAAGGCGGCGCAGGAUGUGGUUGUGGAGAAGAAGAAGAUGGAGGCGGUCGAGAAGAAGGAGGAGGUGAAGAAGACGGUGGUGAUCCCGGAGGCGUUGAGGAUUGGGAUGGCGAGUCAGAGCUUGGAGGCGCGGUUGGGGAACUGGGAGGCGUUGGCGGCGGGGGAGAGGUAUUAG
Molecule: messenger RNA, 1431 nt
Organism: Morchella importuna
Lineage: Eukaryota; Fungi; Ascomycota; Pezizomycetes; Pezizales; Morchellaceae
Exons: 4
Coding region: 1-1431 (476 amino acids)
Source: RefSeq, a predicted model, not a curated record